ACGAGUGGGAUUACAAGACAGAUAUUGGUGCGCUCCUUGAAUACGACGUACGUUUUUCUCUCUAACCGGAAAUAUCUACUUUUGUGAAUUAUUCGUUUGGGAAACCCAUCCGGCGAAUUUUAUUCAACCAUUUCUUCUUCACCGAGCCUGUGUGGUACUUCCCGCUGUCUCGAACUACUGCCAAAGCUUCAGGUGCUACUUCUGUAGCAACAUCCUCCUCACUCUUUCAAAUAUACAGGACUUGUUGAUCUGUUACAUGAUUGCUGUGAAGCUGACCAUAACCCGAAAGUUACAGAUUUGAAUUACAGUUCCAUUCAACGUGGUGAUAAAGUAUCUGAAGCAUACACUGCUUCUUGAAGUUCUAUGAAUCAAGGUUCUCUCACACAAGAUUCAACUGAUGAAGAGUAUGAAACAAGUAUUUCCGUGAAUAUAUUGGAAACAGAAGUACAUCCUCUCCAACAGUUGUGUUCGAGGAUUAAAUUUUCUUUACCACCGUCAAACGAAUAUGUUACAGCAUCUGACACAUAUAUACAUAAACUACCUUUUGAUAUACUUAUAGAAAUUUUCAAAUAUUUGCCAGCCUCUGACUUGCUGCGCAAUAUUCCAGCUGUUUGUCAAUUGUGGUACAAUGCAUCUCAUGUUCCUACUCUUCGAACCAGCUUGAGUUUGCGUAGUCAAAUACCAUCGGAAUUAAUCCUCAGAGCUAUUUUAAGUAGACCAAUGCUUCGAGUUUUGCGUUGCUUGGCGCUUCAACAUGCUGAAUAUGUACUAGCAGAUGCUAUUAAAUUUUGUCGUAUGCUCACAUGUCUUAAUAUAGGAUUUACUGCUUUAAGUGAACGGGAAACAGUUAUCCUGGCACAGAAUCUCCCACCAACAUUACUUCAUCUAAAUGUUGAAGGAUUGCGUACAAUUGAGAUCAAUUUCAUCUCGACUCUAGUAUUGAAAUGUCCAAAACUAGAAGCACUCAAUCUGUCACAUUGUGUUUCUGUCUGUGAUUCAUGCAUUAAAAUUAUCUCAGAACAAUUACACAAUCUAUGUCGUCUUAAUUUGGAUGGUGUACAAUGGAUUACAAAUACAGGAAUUUUAUAUCUAACUGACAGUGAAGCUAUUCACACUGGUAAACUUACGGAUAUAUGGCUUGAUGGUUUUGAACUUUCAAAUUCUGGAUUAAAUGAAUUUAUUAUUCGAUUGGGAAAUACUACACAACGCUUAUUAGAUUUUAUAAAUACUCUCUAUCCUGAAUGUGAUUAUCAUCGUUUUCUAGGGAUUCAACAAUUAUGGAUUAGUUUUUGUGAUAAUAUUGAGGAUACAACAAUCAUGUCUAUAGCGAAUCUUUCAAAUCUUACCUCACUUACCCUAAGAAAUACACAACAAGUUACGCCCAACGCUUUAAGUUCAUUAUUUGUCUGUCAAACUGCUAAUAAUUUAAAUCGAAAAUUUAUUUUAAAAUAUCUUGAAUAUUUAGAUUUAAGUGAAGCACCAGGUGUAAAUGAUACUGUAGUGCUAGACAUGUGUAGUUGUUGUGGUAAUCGCCUACAUACACUUAUUUUAAACUGGUGUUGGGAGAUUACUGAUAUUGGCAUUAAUGAAAUAAUUCAUGUGUGCUGUUGUCUACAUCAAUUAAGUCUUAUCGGGAAUUCUACUAUACACGGGACAGCUCUAUCUGAUAUUCCAGUGAAAGUGCCAAAUUUAGUAAUAUUAAAUUUAAUUAAAUGUGGUCGUAUUUCAGAUAAUAUCCUAGAGACACUUGCAUUUAAAAUGCCUAAUUUAUAUGUUUUUGAUUAUUUUGGUGAACGUGUUGGUGGAGGAUUGAAUGAUGUCUGUCAUUAUGAUUCGUCUAGCGUGCUGGUUAAAGUACCGAUAUGCAGUUGUUCUCUAUAAAAGUUAUGAAGUCAUUUAGAUUUUGUUUUCAGCAUUUAGGCAAUGGGUCAAGAAGAGGGGGGCUCGAACCCUGCUCCGUCUACUUCACUCAGGGCAACUAGAUAUAUGUGUGUGUGAGCCAUGUAGUGAGGUAGUUGUUGAAAAAUCUCUUCCAAAUAACUGAAUUCAUACUAUUAAUGGUCAUGAUUUAUGCGAGCUAUCCCUGAUGCUAAAGGUGAAUGAAAAGUGCUCAGAAGGAUUUUGAUUUUUCUGGUUAAUUGUUUGUGUAUUUGUUAUUUUUUCCCCUUUAAGUGUAUUUUUUUAUUUAGUUUUGAAAUUUUCUCUCUCUAUUCCACUUCUUUUCUCUGAUGUUUGGUGAUUUUUGUUGUUGUUGUUUUUGGUUGUUCUGUAUUCGAAAUCUUCCAUAAACACGAGGUAUAUUUCAGUUUUGUAUACAUUAAAUUAUGCAUAAUAUUUAUUUAUUUAAUUUUUAUCUAGUUAAGGAAAGAAGAAUAUUGUCUUGAUAGUUAUAAAGUUUAUUUUUCUAAAAAAAUUAUCUUUUAAAAAUUAUUGCCUAACAGUGACACGGUAGACGUGCGUGUUUCAUUCUUCUCCUGGGACGUAUAUCUGUCUGCAUUUUAUUUGAUGAACUGUUUCUGUUAGCAUUCCACUUGACUAUAUAUCUCUUCAAACACUUGCCUUAAUCGAUUACUGUGUUUGCAGUUAGUGACUGAAUUAUUAUGAAUAAUGUCUCACUAAUAAUUCCAUUUACACGUAGAAACAAAGGUAAUUUUGUUUCCAUAGGAAAUGCGUU
Messenger RNA from Trichobilharzia regenti, 2674 nucleotides. The record is from the annotation of a GenBank genome assembly. Lineage: Eukaryota; Metazoa; Platyhelminthes; Trematoda; Strigeidida; Schistosomatidae.